Molecule: messenger RNA, 1485 nt
Organism: Nothobranchius furzeri (turquoise killifish)
Lineage: Eukaryota; Metazoa; Chordata; Actinopteri; Cyprinodontiformes; Nothobranchiidae
Source: RefSeq, a predicted model, not a curated record
GGUAGCAUCUCCCUUGUAGAGAAAGUUCUCAAGGUAUCAUGGCCCGUGCAGAAUCUCCACGUGAGGUAUUUGGAGAAGCAGAUGAGGAUGUGCUGAUUACCUCGAAUUAAUGAUGAAGAAGUGUCUGGCUGCAUUUUGUGAGAAAGACCUGACCUCAAGUUCACAGAGGAUGGUUGAUGAAUCAGAGGAUCUAUUGCCUGGCCCAGACUCUCAGGAGAUGCUGGUGCUGCCACCCAGUGGACAGAAGCCGCUGGUGAACAAGCGACGUCAGCCUGGGGUGAUACCACCCAAGAGAGUUUCACUUUACGGGCUGGUGGAUGGUAAACCUGUAAGGAUAAACCCGAAUGGACCGUGGAACGCACAUGUUUGGGAACGUAUUGUGUUGGUCUCUGAUGGUACCAGUCAUAAAGGGACUCGAGUGGCGAGGAGGGAGAAGAUUCUUCAGAGAAUUACACGCUCGACUCUAGUUAAGCAUUUUGAUUGUGUCAGGCGCGAUGUGUCACGGGGCCAGACGCGCUUGCCCUGUGCACUCUCCCACUUCAGAGAGGGCGACGUCGACUGGUGCUGGAUCAGUACACCCCACAACGACUACGUGCAGGAGGGCGAAGAGCCAAGGCGUGUGGUCAGGAUGCAACCAUCACCUGCUAAAGUGGACGUUCCGAUGCAGGAAGUGAGCCCUCCGGAGUUCGAUCUGCGUCGGCAGCUUCAGGCCGCUCCGUCUGUCCAGGCCAUAGUACCACCAGUGAUGAAUGCAAUAAAUCCACAUGUUUACUUGUAUCCAGGAAAUUUGGAUAUGCAGUAUUUCCCGCAGUUUAUGCCAUUUAACGAAGCUUGGUUUCAAGGGGGGUGUUGAAUAAAGAUUUUCGAUUCCUCCAGACCUGUCUUAUUAUAUAAUAGCAGUUCUGGAUUACAUCUCAAAUCUGUAUGUUAGUGAAACCAGGCUUCAGGGUUCAGCUAGAGGUCUGUGUGUGGUGAUUUGACUCCUGAUCUCAUGCUGCCAUAAAUGAUGUGUGUGUUUCAACUAAUCUGCUAUCCAUGACAAAUUUAUGUUGUAGUUUAACCUUGUAUCGACUUUUUAUGGUGUAGCCUAGGAUGUGAUAAGAACUUCAGGGACACGUAUAGAGAUGUUUAUGUUUGACUUCCUUUGAUCUGAGCUGAAGAAGGAAGAAGGAGGAGGGAAGACCCCCGCCCAUCUGACUGAUACCGGAGGGGGCUGGGAGAGGACCCAAGGCCGGAGAAUGUUUCCGAGGCAGGGGUUGCCAUGGAGACGGAAGGGGGGCUAGGAGGAGAGAGUUGAGGAGAAUAAAAGGGUGAGGGCUCCGUGGAGAGGGUCGGUCUGGGGCUUUUUGGGUGUUGGAGAAGAGUUCGGAGGACAACUGUAACGGUUGAGUGAUCUGACCCGCUGCGUCGGGAAAUCUGGAAUAUUUUUACUUCAUCAUAUAAAAUAAAAUAUUUGCUCCUUCAUAUAAGGGGCUUUAAACGGAA